Pseudonaja textilis is the source of this 2313-nucleotide messenger RNA. Lineage: Eukaryota; Metazoa; Chordata; Lepidosauria; Squamata; Elapidae. The record is from RefSeq and is a predicted model, not a curated record.
GAGGAGACGGGGGAAGGAAAACGAGAGUGGGAGGUCCGCAGCUCCAGCAGUUCGGCGCAACGUGUUGGGUCGCUGUCGGGUUUAGAGACAGAUCUGUAUAACAGUCGCCAUGUCUACCAAUGAGAAUGCUGCGGCAAUGGCUGCCCGCCUGAACAGAUUCAAGAACAAGGGCAAAGAUUCCAAUGAAAUGAGGCGACGACGAAUGGAAGUCAAUGUAGAGCUGAGAAAAGCUAAAAAAGAUGACCAAAUGCUUAAAAGGCGAAAUGUAGGCACUUUUCCAGAUGAUGCUACUUCACCUCUGCAAGAAAAUCGGGGCAAUCAGGUUGCUGUCCACUGGUCUGUUGAAGAAAUUGUCAAAGGCAUUAACAAUACUAAUUUAGAAUUCCAGCUGCAGGCUACUCAGGCUGCCAGGAAACUGCUAUCCCGAGAAAAGCAGCCCCCUAUAGACCAGAUUAUUAGGGCUGGCUUGAUACCAAAAUUUGUGUCCUUUUUGGGAAAAGCAAAUUGCAGCCCUAUUCAGUUUGAAGCUGCUUGGGCACUGACCAAUAUUGCUUCCGGCACAUCAGACCAGACAAAAGCUGUAGUAGAUGGUGGAGCAAUUCCUGCCUUUAUAUCUCUACUGGCUUCUCCUCAUACUCACAUUAGUGAGCAAGCUGUAUGGGCUUUGGGGAAUAUUGCAGGUGAUGGCUCUGCUUAUAGAGACUUAGUUAUUAAAUAUGGUGCACUCGAUCCACUUUUGGCUCUGCUUGCUGUUCCUGAUCUCUCUUCUAUAACUCUUGGCUACCUGCGUAACAUAACUUGGACUUUGUCAAACCUCUGCCGUAACAAGAACCCUGCACCACCCAUUGAAGCUGUUGAACAGAUUCUGCCCACUUUAGUUCGCCUAUUGCAUUACCAUGACCAUGAAGUUUUGGCAGACACAUGCUGGGCUAUUUCUUAUUUGACUGAUGGCUCAAAUGAUAGAAUUGAAGUAGUGGUCAAAACUGGCCUAGUGCCACAAUUGGUGAAACUGCUAGCAUGUGGAGAAGUUCCAAUAAUGACUCCAUCAUUAAGAGCUAUAGGAAACAUUGUAACUGGGACUGAUGAGCAAACCCAAAGUGUAAUAGAUGCUGGAGCACUAGCUGUCUUCCCAAGUCUGCUUAUUCACCCCAAAAACAACAUCCAGAAAGAAGCUGCGUGGACUAUGUCUAAUAUAACUGCUGGCCGCCAGGAUCAGAUCCAGAAGGUUGUGGACCAUGGGCUUGUUCCAUAUCUUGUUAGCAUCUUGAAAAAGGGAGACUUUAAAUCCCAGAAGGAAGCUAUAUGGGCAGUGACCAACUAUACAAGUGGAGGAACAAUUGGCCAGAUCAUUUACCUUGUCCAGACAGGUGUAUUAGAGCCAUUAUUGGAUCUACUUGUGGUUAAAGACAGCAAAACAGUCCUGGUGAUUCUGGAUGCUAUUACUAAUAUUUUUAUGGCAGCUGAAAAAAUAGGUGAGAUUGAAAAGCUGUGCAUUUUGAUUGAAGAAUGUGGUGGCUUAGACAAAAUUGAAGCUCUACAAUCCCAUGAAAAUGAGCAGAUUUACAAAUCGGCUGCAACUCUGAUUGAAAAAUAUUUUUCAGCAGAGGAGGAAGAUGAUAAUGUUGUUCCAGAGUCUGGUUCUGAUGCAUAUACAUUCCAAAUUCAAGACAGUCCUGAUACCUUCAAGUUUUAAGUCUCUUGACCGUCUUCAGCCUGUUUUUUUUCCCACUUUCUGUUCUGUCUCUUGCACUGCCUUUUUUCUAUGUGAAAUGUGAAAUAGCACUUUGUUUCAACUAAAACUACUUGAACAGAUCAUGGCAGUUACAUAUGCCAAGUGAACUUGUGUCUUCUACUUAUAUGUCCUUUUUUUACUCUGUAAAUUCUCCAGUUCUGAAUCUACUGCCUUUCAGUAGUGGAUGUACCUAGAUUAUAUCCGUACUACAGUUAGCUAGACAGAAAUGGUUUGUGAAUUUUCACUCUCCGUUUGGUUUGCAGAACAUACAAUGUUCAUUAGCAAAAGCAAAUCUCUCAGACGGAUUUUAAAGAAUACUUGUUCAAAUGAAAUAAAGAGUACUUGUUGAAAUGAAAUAUUUGAGUAUCAUCCAAAGUAUAAAAAAUCUUUUUCUGGAGAUGCAAAAGAAUGCCUGUUAUUGUGCUUUCUAUUUUAAAGAGAACUAACACAGACGAGACCACUUAAUCUUGCUGCAUGUCAACAACUCUUUAUACAUGUAUCAGAGUCAUGUUAGUAGAAUGAAAAUUAUUUGGGGCAGGAAAAGAUGGCAAAUGCAAAUUGAAACAUUGAUUUAUUGUUCU